Messenger RNA from Rhododendron vialii, 1431 nucleotides. RefSeq names its product choline-phosphate cytidylyltransferase 1-like. The record is from RefSeq and is a predicted model, not a curated record. Bases 268 to 1086 code for a protein of 272 amino acids. Gene Ontology annotation, molecular function: choline-phosphate cytidylyltransferase activity; phosphatidylcholine binding. Gene Ontology annotation, biological process: CDP-choline pathway. NCBI's taxonomy places the organism in Eukaryota, Viridiplantae, Streptophyta, Magnoliopsida, Ericales, Ericaceae. The transcript is spliced from 7 exons.
ACGCACCAUGACAGACAGGGGAGGACAUUGCAAUUGCAGAAACCUAACGAGAUAUUUAUGUCGUUGUGGGAAACCACUGAGAAGGUAAAGUGAAAUGCAGAAACCUCAGGGAAGGUAAGUGAAAUUUUACCACAACAGAAGAAGCAAGGUACUUUGUCAGAGAGAGAGAGAGAGAGAGAGAGAGAGAGCUGUUCGGCUGUUCCCAAAACUAAAGCAGAGAGAGGUGGCAGUUAGAGAGAGAGUCAGAGAAAGAGAGAGAGAGAGAGAAUGGAAGAUGAACUAGAGGUGAAUAAGCAGCAGAGCAAUUGCGACAAUUUGGUGUGUGAACGACCAACGGAUGAUCCGGUUCGGGUAUACGCAGAUGGUAUAUACGAUCUGUUCCACUUCGGCCACGCUCGCUCUCUCGAACAAGCCAAGAAAUCGUUUCCCAACUCCUAUCUGCUUGUUGGAUGCUGCAAUGAUGAAGUGACUCAUAAAUACAAGGGCAAAACUGUCAUGACUGACAAGGAACGCUAUGAAUCUCUCCGCCACUGCAACUAUGCUGAUGCAAGUGGGGCAGGCAAGGAUGUUUAUGAGUUUGUCAAGGCUUUAGGGAAGUUUAAGGAGACAAAACGAACUGAAGGGAUCUCAACAUCAGAUAUAAUAAUGAGGAUUGUCAAAGAUUAUAACCAGUAUGUAUUGCGCAACUUGGACCGGGGAUACUCAAGAAAGGAACUUGGCGUCAGCUAUGUGAAGGAAAAGAGGUUGAGAGUGAACAGGGGACUGAAAAAGUUGCGUGAGAAAGUUCAGAAACAUCAAGAGAAAGUGGAAGAAAAGAUAGAAACCGUAAAAAGGCAGCGUAACAUAUGGGUGGAGAAUGCUGAUCGAUUGGUUGCUGGCUUCCUAGAAAUGUUUGAAGAAAGUUGCCACAAAAUGGGUACUGUCAUCAGAGACCAAAUACAAGAGCGACUACUGGCAAAGGCAAAAACAAGAGGACUUAUCUAUGACGAUGAAGAAGGCGAUUGCGAUGAGGAUGAUGAUGGUGAAUACUACUACGAUGAUAGUACUGAAGAAGAGUAUUACGAUGAUGAACAUGAACUGGAAUGAACUACUUCAUUGUGCUCUUCUUGCAUUCCUCUGGUUGUCCACUUUAACUUGUAUGUACGGUUCCAUAGCAGAUGUGCAAGUUUGCAAAACCUAGAUUCUGGUAUGAGUGGGAAUUGUUUAUUCAAUAAGUAUAUCUGUUGCUCUCCCUAGUAUUGGAUGUAAGAAAUGGAAGUUUGAGUAUGUGAAUAAUUAUUGCAGAUACUGAAACAAGUUUUAGGAUUGAAAUUGUUGAAGUUUAAACAUAUGGGUAGCUUUUAGUUAUUUAUGCAGUUUUCGCCUUGUUAUGCAACUUGGUGGGAGAACAAUUUUGAUAUGAAAAUUUAAUCUCUUGGAGUUUUUAGUCUA